AUGCAAACCAGCAGGGCUCCGGCCAUCAGCGUCAGCGCGGAGAGCUGCAUCCCGGCUGGGCUGCGCCUGGGUCCUGUGCCGGGCACCUUCAAACUGGGCAAGUACCUGUCAGACCGCAAGGAGCCAGGACCCAAAAAAAAGGUGCGGAUGGUCAGAGGGGAAUUAGUGGAUGAAGCCGGGAGCUCAGCUCUGGAGUGGAUAGGGUUAAUCCGAGCUGCCCGAAACUCCCAAGAGCAGACACUGGAGGCUGUUGCGGAUCUGCCAGGAGGACAGAUUUUCUACCGGGCGCUGCGAGAUGUCCAGCCGGGAGAGGAGCUUACCGUCUGGUACUCCAACCCUCUGGCGCAGUGGUUUGACAUCCCCGUCACGGCCACGCCGACGCACGACGAGAAAGGGGAGGAGAGGUACAUCUGCUGGUACUGCUGGAGGACCUUCAAAUACCCCAACAGCCUCAAGGCCCACGUCCACUUCCACUGCGCUCUGAGCCACGGCCGGCCCUUCCUCCAUCACGACCACGGCCGGCCCGCCGCCACCGCCUUCGGCCUGCCCCCCAAGGAGCUGCCGGCCGCCUCAGUGCGCGGCCACCCUCCGCCCGGCUGCGGCCCCCGGGAGGCCGUCAAGCGGGAGGCCGUCGUCGCCUCCCCGCCGCUCGCCAAGCCGGCGCUGCCCAAGCGGGCGGCGGGCAAGGAGGAGCAGGAGCGCGCCCUGGACAUGAGCGUGGGGGCCGCCCGCGGGCCGGGGCCGCUGCUGGGGCCGGCGGGCGGCAACGGGCUGGCGCUGUGCCCCGGGGCGCGCUCGGCCUUCCGCCCCGCCGGGUCGCUGCGGGAAGAGGCGCGGGGCGCCGCCGCCCUCGGCUUCUCCAAACUGCUGGGGGGACUGAAGGCGGGCCGCGCCGCCGCCGAGGCGCCGCCUAAGUGCGGAGCGCUGCCGGCUGAGGCCGCCCCGCAGGCGGCGGCGGCGGGGCUGGCUUGCGGCGGCGGGCUGCGCGCCUUCCCGCUGCUGUCGCCGCUGGAGGAGGCCUCGGCCUUCCGGCAGGUGGAGCGGGGGCUGCCCGCGGCCGCGCUGCCGCCCGCCCGCUACCCGCCGCUGCCCGGCGGGGCCCUGGAGCGCUUCGCGCUGCCGCCCUUCGAGGGGCUGAAGGCGUACGCGGGGGAGUGCGGGCUGCCGGUGAUGCCGCUCACCGUCUACAACGGGGAGCUGCUCUACGGGGCCGCGCCCUACUACCCGCUGAAGCUGCACCUCGGCGGCCUCCUGAAGUACCCCGAGUCCGUGUCGUACUUCGCGGGGCCGGCGGCGGGUCUGCACGCCGCAGAGCUGGGCUCGCUGGCCAGCAUCGACCGGGAGAUCGCCAUGCACACGCAGCAGCUCUCCGAGCUGGCGGCCGAGAAAGGCCGAGGGAGGCUGGAGGCGCUGCCGGCGGGGGCGGCCGGGGCGGCCGGAGGGAAACCCAAGACCGGGCACCUGUGCCUGUACUGCGGGAAGCUGUACUCCCGCAAGUACGGGCUGAAGAUCCACAUGCGGACUCACACCGGCUACAAGCCGCUGAAGUGCAAGGUCUGCCUGCGGCCCUUCGGGGACCCCAGCAAUCUCAACAAACACAUCCGCCUGCACGCCGAGGGCAACACGCCCUACCGCUGCGAGUACUGCGGCAAGGUGCUGGUGCGGCGCCGCGACCUGGAGCGGCACGUCAAAUCCCGGCACCCGGGGCAGAGCCUCGGCAAGGCGGCCGAGGACAAGAGUGACUCUGGCUACGCGCAGCCCGAGCAGGAGCAAAAGACUGAUAACGAGAGCGAUGUGGACGUCUGCUUCACCGACGACCAGAGCGAGCCGGAGAGCGGCAGCCGGCACCGCGAGCAGUGA
Messenger RNA from Passer domesticus (house sparrow), 1860 nucleotides. It is a transcript of the gene PRDM13, whose product is annotated as PR/SET domain 13. NCBI's taxonomy places the organism in Eukaryota, Metazoa, Chordata, Aves, Passeriformes, Passeridae. The transcript is spliced from 4 exons. The coding region runs from base 1 to 1860 and encodes 619 amino acids. Gene Ontology annotation, biological process: regulation of transcription by RNA polymerase II; embryo development; urogenital system development. Gene Ontology annotation, cellular component: nucleus. Gene Ontology annotation, molecular function: DNA-binding transcription factor activity, RNA polymerase II-specific; RNA polymerase II transcription regulatory region sequence-specific DNA binding; protein binding. The record is from RefSeq and is a predicted model, not a curated record.